GUCAUUCAUUCACAGCAAUCUGUGAAUGAAUGCACUGCAAGUCUCAUCUACCACCGUGACACACAGCUUGUAUUUCUCAAUGACGUGCGAGGAUAAUGACCUCUGUGUGAGGUCCCGAUCAUGUGAUCACUGAUUGGCCAAUCAGUGAUCACAUGAAUAGUAGUAAGCAAGAUGUCACUUACUGAUCACAUCAUUGAGAAAUACUGUGUGAGCUGUGAUUGGUCACACCUUGUCACAUGGUACAAGGCUGUUGUGAAUAGCCUUGUACCAUGUGACCUCUGUGAUCAUUCACAG
Messenger RNA from Staurois parvus, 294 nucleotides. The record is from the annotation of a GenBank genome assembly. Lineage: Eukaryota; Metazoa; Chordata; Amphibia; Anura; Ranidae.